Messenger RNA from Dimorphilus gyrociliatus, 2286 nucleotides. The record is from the annotation of a GenBank genome assembly. Lineage: Eukaryota; Metazoa; Annelida; Polychaeta; Dinophilidae.
AUUCUUACAAAUCGAGCUGUAUAGUAUUUAUAAAUUCGAACCAUGUAUUAUCGCGUCCAAUUUUGUAUUAAAGAAUUUUUCGGAUUGAUAUUAUUUUUAUUUAUCUUAAGAGUCAAUGCGAAGGACUUGUGUCAGUUAUGUGAAUGUCACACAAAUUCAAUAGAUUGCUCAAAUCGGAAUCUAAACAGAAUUCCUUCACCAUCUAAUGGGAGACUAAUUGGUCAAAAGAAUAGUCUAAAUAUAUCUUACAACCGUAUUGAAGAUUUUGAAAUUCUAGCCUCGAAAUCCUUCUCAAAUAUAACGCAUUUAUCAAUAAAAGGCAACUCAAUUCAAACUAUACCAGAAUCAUUACUCAAGUUGAAACAAAUUCAACAGUUAGACUUAGCAGAGAACUCAUUAAAGCGUUUACCUAUUUUUAACUUUGAACAUUUGGUCUAUUUGAAUCUUAGCCAUAAUCAUAUCCACUUUUUAGACGGAGAGAUUCUUCAGCCUCUACAUGAUCUAGAAAUUCUUGAUCUGAGUUAUAACGAACUUGAAUUCGUAAGUAAGGAUUCAUUUUUAGCUGUCACAGCAGGUUCAAAAUACUUAAAAAGACUAAAGCGUUUAGCACUGAAUAAUAAUAGAAUAAGAACCAUUUUACCGCAAUCUUUCAUGACUCUAAGUGGACUGGAAGCUUUAAAUAUAGCGGGAAAUACUAUUACUGAUAUUAAGUCAAAAACAUUCUAUAAACUGGUUAAUCUUCGCUUUUUGAAUUUGGAUCACAAUGAAAUUGCAAAUUUUUCCCCGGAUGAAUUAAUUAAGAUGGAGAAAUUGAAAUAUUUAUACUUAGGACACAAUAAACUGUCGUCCAUUCCCUCCAAAUUACCUUUAAGUAUUGAAUGGUUAGACAUUUCCCAUAAUACAUUGGAAACUGUUGAUGAAAAAUCUCACAAAGCUGAUCUAUUGCCAAUCGACGUACUUCUACUAUCUCAUAAUCCGUUUCGAUGCGAUUGUAAGAUAUUGUGGUUGAAAGAGUUGUUCGACAGAAGAAAGUGGGCUUUAAAAUACUUAAGUGACUUUGACGCUGCUGAAAUGCUCCCAACAUGUAAAUAUCCUUCGCAUUUGGCCAAGGAGUUCUGGAAUGAUUUGACUGAUAAUGUAUUCGAUUGCGUCUCUUUGAAAGACGAAACAGACAAUGCUAGUCAAGAAAACAAAGAUUUUGAAUUUGUUGAAAGUCCUAUAUUGAAAUUUGGCGUUGCAGAAGUGAAAGAUACCUCAGCAAAAGUCCAUUGGAAGAUGAGCAAAUUGAGAAAGGAUGUUCGUCGAAUAUCAUUAGUCUAUAGACAAUUUGGAUAUAAAGUACAAUUACAGCAGGUUGAGAGCGUAAUGGCUGAUAAGCAGGAAUUCAUAUUAACUGAUCUAUUGCCUUCAAGUAGUUACGUUGUUUGUGCAAUCGAUUCCCAAUUGGAAUGGAACGACGCAAGGGAAACGGACAAACAGUGCGUCGAAUUAACAACAACAUCAUUACGUUUACGCCAUCCUUUCCAAGCAGUCAUAGAAUUUGCGACAAGGUCAUUUUUCGCUUUUGCUUUCUUCUUUGCCGUUCUAUUCGUUAGUGCUAUUUUGAUAAUGUUAGUUUUUGGUGGUAAAGAUUCAAAACAUCACGACGAUUAAAAUAAACACACGUAAACAGUUAACAUUUAAUAUUAAAAAAACAUAGUUGAACUAUAUACUCUAUGUUAUUUGCUUCGUUACUUGUCUGUCAACAAUUAGAAAUACAAAACAAUUACAAAAAUAUGAUAUUUAUCAAUGGAACAAUUGUAUUACGCUGUGUUCUCUGUUUAAAAAAUAUAUAUUCAUAGGAACGGAAAGUAUGCUAGUGGGUCUUGGAAAAAAAUAUUGAUUACCUACAACUGAAAUGUACAAAAAGAGAGAGAGGCAGGGAGAAGGAAUUUUAAUUAAUUUUUUUGUAAGCGUGUUCGACAUCGCAAAUGAUAAAUCAUCGUUAUGCAUAUUUCUUUGAAUCUCGUAACAAUAGAUAUUCAUGCUUAUAUACAAUUUAAUAUGAACUACAAUAUCUAUUAGUAUUUAUAUCUGUAAAUUAUAUAACAUGUAUAGUUUAUAUAGAAUUUCUUAAUACUGUCUUAUUAUUAUUAUUCUGUUUUAACACUAGUUAACUUUUUGUCGUUAUCUCUAACUUCCAUGUUCUUUCCUUUUAAAAGAAUAUAACUAUUUUAUGCAUGAUUUAAUAUUAUAGAUGAAUACGUAUAACCUAUUCAUUGAAAGUAUAAGUGGGUCACAUUAUAA